Molecule: messenger RNA, 3023 nt
Organism: Micropterus dolomieu (smallmouth bass)
Lineage: Eukaryota; Metazoa; Chordata; Actinopteri; Centrarchiformes; Centrarchidae
Product: galaxin
Exons: 7
Coding region: 209-1369 (386 amino acids)
Source: RefSeq, a predicted model, not a curated record
UGGAAGGUAGCAUGAAACUAUCUUUGGACGAUGCAUCGCUAAACUAACAAACAUCUGAAGUAUGACCGUUUCCCAAAACUGUCGUACCUUGUUGGUACCACCGUUGUUCAGAAGGUCUCUCACUCGGCCCAUAGACUGCACCACCUAACAUGCAUGUGCAGUCUGUGAUGCCGUGCAUGCGGCCCUCAUGUCACCCUAGACCAAUGACAUGUCAGCAAUUAAGUGCCUCAAUCGCAGAGACAGUUUUCAGUCUCCCUGCUUACAGUUGCAACCGUUCAGGAGGACACUGUUGUCACAUCUUUUGUCUCUAGUUCAGAGGAGUUUUGCUGGACUUCUGGAUAAUUCUUCAUUCAUAUUCUGGACUGCGUUUUUUCCUUUCCAUAUUCCGUGUGCGUCCUUGAGAAGUCGAUGUGAUGCUGCAGUCACACUGUAUAACCCAAAAACACAUGUCUGCUGUGAUGGCUGUUUAUAUGAGAGGAUGCCUUGGAGAGAUCAAUGCUGUGGAGAGACGCCAUAUGGCCUGGCACAACGUGGAGUCCUUUGUUGUAAUAACACCUUGUAUAAGGACGGAGAAGAUGGAGAGGAAUGUUCAGAGAUCAAUAUUGCUUACAAUCCAGCCAAAGGGACUACAUUUUGUUGUCAGUCUCAUGGAUUACCUGGACAACACUGCUGUGGGACAGAGGUCUAUGAGCCUUCCACUGAGAUCUGCUGCAAUGGACACAGAUAUCCCAAAAAAGAAAACAUGCACUGCUGUGGGGUGAAAGCCUACAACAUUAAAGACACACAGAUGAAGUGCUGCGCAGGGACACUGUACAACCUGACGUGUUUAGGACAUGGACAUGACGCACAGUGCUGUGGAUCCAUUCUGCAAAAACCAAUGGAUGUUUGCUGCUCAUGUGAAGACAAGGAGGUGGUCUACACCAAAAAGACAGGAUUCAGAUGCUGUGGUCACCUCUACUUCAACACUUCUCUGUGGUCAUGCUGUGCAGGGAAGCUGAGCCCAGUACACCAACCAGGACAGCAUCAGAGCAACAUGAUUGAAGAAUCCAGACUUCUCUCAAUGAACAAUCUGAAUGAAACACAUCUCUGCGAAAACAUACUAAUCGGGACUUUGGAACAUGUGUCUCUGCGAAGCAUCGUGUUCAGCAGUGUGCUGAAAAUCUGUGGAAGAAAUGCCAUUAUGAAACCUCUGCCCUCACCUCACAUCCUGAAAAGAUCUGAUCACUGCAACUCCCCAAAACUGAUCCCUGGGAAGACCUACUUCUUUGAUGAAGCUAAUUUCUUCACUGAUUUCAACAGUGGCUCUAUUGUCCAGUCACUCCAUUUCAUUAUUUCCAAGUGUUAUUGUUGUCAGGUCACCGCUGGGUAAUCUGUUUCUUCAUGGAUUUCCUUUGAAGCAUCAAACAAUUACUUGACAAAUAUUAUCAGUCAUUUAAUGCUUACUACUCAUUUCAAAAGCUCAUCAGCAACAGUUAUAAGAUACAUUACUUUAUAUUCCUCACUCAUCUCCCUCCAAGGUGCUUAUCAAUAACACGAAAGCCUCCACAUCCUGUGGUUUAACAUGCAGCCAGCCUACGGUUUGGUGGUAUUCACUGACCAGUAUUUACUACCUUAGCCCUGGGCAGGGCCAGAUUAAUUUACAAUAGGGGCUCUGGGAAAAUAUUGAGGACCAUGGUUUACUGCAUAACUCAGGAUUGUUGAAGCAUUAUUGUGAAGGACGGAAGUUCAGUCAUGGAAGUGUUGACAGUAUUGAUGUUGAUUUGUACUACCCAGGAACAACCUUAAAGACAGGCAGAACCAGCAGCACAUGCAGCAAGAAAACAAGGGUGGCUGACUCAGGACUUUGUGCACGGCUCAAUCCCCAGUGAUAGCGCCCUUUUGCCAACUCUGAUAAAAACAAAGCUAAAGUAAACAUCAAUAUUUGGUUAGAAUGUUAAGAAGUUAGACUUGAAUUUUACCCCAUUAAAUUAACUGAAAACAUCAUAAGCAAUUUAUUGUAACUGUAAGAAAGAAUAAUAUUAAUACAUGUAAAAAACAUGGAGAUACAAUGUGUAACUAAGACUACUUUGGAGAGGUUAGGCACCAUCUUCAACAUCCAGCAGACAGUUUGGGAAGUUAACACAUCCCAAACUGUCUGUUCACUGUUAGACACCACCUUUCCAAAAUAUCAAAGUAGCGGAGCAUUACUGGCAUUAGUAACUGGUAACUACAAUGCUUUACUGAGAUUAAAAUUGUAAUUACUCACACUACUUGUUACUAAAGGCAGUAAUCACUACUGUAACACUACCCGCCCCUGUGCAUGGUGACAUAUUUAUCUGGACACUGUGAAGUAUAAUUCUAGGAUUAAUUUCCAAAGAUUGACAAUAACUACAGCAGUAAAAGCUGAGCAGGGCAGAAUAUGUCUGAUUAAAAGUAGCUAACUUCUUUGCUGUCACGGUAGCUAGUGACAUGCAAGAAUAUUAAUGUAUAGCUUGAUGAAGUUAAUAUGUUUAGUAUUUUGAAUCAUUGUGCACUCUUCUAUUUUUUGAAAGAACUACACAAUAAAUGGCAACUGUUUGCACACGUCCUUCACUUAUACAAUUGUAUGUUUACAUAUAUGAUGUGAUUUAUAAUGUCAUGAUUGAUAAAGCUAGUUAUUGAUGAGCACCCACUGUGGUUCUUUGAAUGUAUGUUUCUCCAUAUCUAUAAGUUUAUUACAUUUAGGCUGCAGUUUAUCAUGCGAAUGUGAUUUCUGUUCUGGCUGUGUUGCAUUUGUUGUACUGUACAUUCCUUUGUAAACUGUGUGUUUACUAUAUAUGUGAAUGGCAGGAAUUUAAGCUAGAAAACCUAUUUUCAGUUUUAAAAAAUAUAUUUUUUGUAGAAGCACCUGAAAACCAUGAUAUUGCAUGUUUAAAUGUGUUGGUUUUUGGGAUACAAUUCAACAUUGUAUGUAUACUUUUAAUAUAUGACAGGACCUACUGCUGGUGCCUUGUGUGUUUUAAAAAAAAAAAGUCUUAACUAAAUAAAAACAUUUAUAAUGAAAA